AACGAGUGGAGCAGUUUCCUCCCCACACUCCAACUCAUAGAUUUUGAGUUGGUGCAUUUAGUGUUUUACCGUCGGUUGCCAACGUACCAUCAAAUCUACCAACCAUGGAGACCGCCUGCCCCAGCAACAACGCCCAGUUGCAGCUCAGCUCCUUCGUCUCGCUCGACGCCGACGACGAGAUGGCCCAACUCAUUCUCGAGGAAAUCUCGUACAUGCGGCGCUCAUUUACCGGUGUGGCAGCAGAGAUCGCCAGCUCCCCGUCUAGCACAUCGACCACGGGACUCAAUGCAAUCUCGGAAGACGAUGAAGAGGAGGAAGAGUAGACGGCUGCCAGUUAAUAGACAACCACGCGAUGAGGGACGGAUACAUCACGCGACCAGAACUCGCGCAAACCGCGCUGCAAAUACUUUCCGUCGAGUUCGAUCGUUGGGAGCGCAAUGCCGGUAUUAGCACAAGUAGAGGGUGGGGAUAGCAAGUUACAACGCGUUAUUUAUUGGAGAACAAUGCAGUUUCUUUUCUAAUGUUGGAGGUGGUGAUAUUGCGCA
Molecule: messenger RNA, 545 nt
Organism: Phytophthora nicotianae INRA-310
Lineage: Eukaryota; Oomycota; Peronosporomycetes; Peronosporales; Peronosporaceae
Exons: 2
Coding region: 105-323 (72 amino acids)
Source: RefSeq, a predicted model, not a curated record